GUACUUAAGCGUAAAAAAACAGCAGAAGAAGUUUUGUGUUUUCUUUAACAGAACCAAAAACUGCUCAACAAACACCGGCCCAAUCAAACAUUACUGGAUUUAAAGAAGAGCUGAUCAUGGAGGAAUAUAACUCCGGGGAGGAGAUCCUGUUUAACAGUGAUGAGGCCACUGCACCAAUUAAAGAGUGUAUUGAGGGAGUGAUUGGUGGAACAGACUAUAACCAGAACAAAAUCAACCAGUGGACUGCCAGCAUCGUGGAGCGCUGUCUGAACCACUUUGUAAAACAAGGAAGAGCCUUCAAAUAUAUAGUAAACUGCACCAUAAUGCAGAAGAGUAGUGCCGGUCUUCAUACUGCAAACUCGUGCUACUGGGACACUGCCACAGACGGGAGCUGCACAGUGAGGUGGGAAAACCGCACCAUGUACUGUGUGGUCAGUGUCUUUGCCGUUGCAGUGGCGUAACAUCACAAGACCUGUUUUUUUUUCCCCCUCCCAAGUUUUAUUUUGCCUGAAGCUAGAAUUUAAAAAAGGCUCAGAA
Messenger RNA from Periophthalmus magnuspinnatus, 537 nucleotides. Its product is annotated as dynein light chain Tctex-type 3-like. The record is from RefSeq and is a predicted model, not a curated record. Bases 117 to 461 code for a protein of 114 amino acids. Gene Ontology annotation, cellular component: cytoplasmic dynein complex; cytoplasm; kinetochore. Gene Ontology annotation, molecular function: dynein intermediate chain binding. NCBI's taxonomy places the organism in Eukaryota, Metazoa, Chordata, Actinopteri, Gobiiformes, Gobiidae. Gene Ontology annotation, biological process: microtubule-based movement. The transcript has 5 exons.